AUGGCAACUAUUAGCUUGAAGCUCCUCGUCGACACAGAGCAGAACAAGGUUCUGUUCGCCGAAGCAGGUAAGGACUUUGUGGACUUCCUAUUCACCCUUCUUUCUUUUCCCGCCGGCACCAUCAUCAGGCUCCUCUCAAAGGAUACCAUGGUUGGAAGCCUGGGCAAACUUUACGAAAGCAUUGAAAAUUUCAGUGAUACAUACAUCCAACCCAAUCUCAACAAAGACAUUCUCCUGAAACCCAAAGAACCAGGUUCUGUCCCAAAUAACCUAGGGUUGCUGACCAAUGUCGAAACAACAGAAAGAAAGGUGAUCUACACUUGUUCGAAUAGUUACAGCAGAUACUAUGACUACAGCUACCACACCCAUAGCGACACGCACCCGUAUUUUUCAGAGGAUCCUAAAGCACAAUGUCCAGAGUGUGGUGAAAGUCUGAGUUGUAAGAUGAGUUAUGUUCCUCCACCGAGUAGUAGUGGUAGUGCAGAAUCUUCCGCCGGGAAAGGGGUAGGGUUUGUGAAGCCGGUUGUUACAUACAUGAUAAUGGAUGACUUGGAAGUGAAGCCUAUGUCUACCAUUUCAACAAUAGCUCUACUCAACCAGUUCAAUGUUAGAGAUUUUGGUGCCCUGGAACAGAAGGUUGUUGAUCUGGGCAUGGAUGAGGGCGUGAAAUUGCUCAAGGAAUCAUUGCAAUCGAAGUCAGUCCUAACUAAUGUGUUUCUUGGGGGAGUGUCUGGAAGAGUGAAGCAUGAACAUCUCAACUCUGCAAGUUAG
Messenger RNA from Fragaria vesca subsp. vesca, 771 nucleotides. RefSeq lists its product as uncharacterized. The coding region runs from base 1 to 771 and encodes 256 amino acids. The transcript has 2 exons. The record is from RefSeq and is a predicted model, not a curated record. Lineage: Eukaryota; Viridiplantae; Streptophyta; Magnoliopsida; Rosales; Rosaceae.